Molecule: messenger RNA, 489 nt
Organism: Porites evermanni
Lineage: Eukaryota; Metazoa; Cnidaria; Anthozoa; Scleractinia; Poritidae
Source: the annotation of a GenBank genome assembly
AUGUCAACGGAUGAAAAGCACUCAACACUUCAGGAAGCUAGUGGGCAACAAGGAGUCACUACGCCAAGCAACAGUGACUUUCUAGCUUGGUUUGACCACAGUGAAAUACAAAAUCUGCAUGAUGCUCCACGGCGCAAACGACGAAAGAGGUUUUUAAAGGCCGACAAAGAUUGCUCGCACGCGUCUCAGCAUGGAGAGGUAUACCCUAACUAUGAUGUCCACAGUGAUUUUGAUGACGUGUUUACGAUUGAUUCUGGAAUCAGAGAACCAACAAAAGAAGUGGUCAAGGACAGCUGGAUCAUGCUUAACACCCGUUUUUCUCAGCACACAAGUAGAGGUAUCGAUAGCGAAACUGGCUGCUUGGGUUUAACUCCGGUUUCAGACUCUCCUGUUGGCCAGUUAAUAAGUGAUAUGCAAAGUUUUACUUUUAAGGGAUCAAUGAAACGCUCAGCGUCCCAGAGACGGAAACGAAAGAAGCGCGCUAGCUGA